AGCCUACGAGCAGAUAGGCCAUCAGCACUCAGUCAGAGCACUAAAGUUCGCUGAAGUCUCGCGAUCGCGUCUAGCCGAAAUUGAGAAUUUUGCAUUUCCAAAAAGACGAUCGAGAGUAGAAAAAUAUUAAAUUUUGUAGAGCAACUUCCAGUUCUACACGUUCCAACUCCUUCAAGACUGGCCAGAUUCAGUUUUGGGUAGUACACUUGGCCGAAUACUUGGCAGUUCGAGAUCAGUAGCUGGAUGGGCUAGAUCGGGCACUUCGCGCGCUUUCGAGUGUGAAUUUUAGCAACACCACAGUGAACAUUGUUUUAUAAAAAAGUGCUUCCAAGUGUUAUCAUAAUUGCUCAAGUGAUCUUGUCAGUAAUCGCCCAGCCCAGUGAUUGGUGCAAACCAGUGAUCGUGUCAGCAAAUUUCAAACCUAAAGUGAUCUACUGUUGAGUUGGUCCACAUUUAGCAGAACUUUUACCGCACGUUCUGUUAUCAGAUCAACGGUUAGAGACGAGAAAAUUUGUGUUUUUCCAAAGCCAUUAUAAUGUAACUUUUCAAGUGUAUGUGGUUUCCCAAUAAAAAAAUUAAAGUGUACACGUAAUUCGAUAAAAGUGAAAAACCCUUCGUAAACAGAUAAACAUUUGAACAGUGGAACAUUUAAAUCUGAAUUGGACAAUUUAUCGACAAAAACGUUCGUUCCUAACAUAAUAUGAAAUUGAACACUGUUCCUGUUGAUGCUGUGGUACAUGAUGCCAAUCCGUUAAAAUUUGACGUUGGCGGAAGUCUACCAGAAAAAUACAACUCCGAUCAGCUCUUAAUGACACGGAAAACAUUCUUUGAUACAACUACGGCCGGUUCAGGAUAUAAUCGUCACUUGUCGAUUAACGACAGCAACGACAUUGAAAAUGAACUGGCAUCAUUACAAGAGGGAAAUUCGUCGUCAGAUAAUCUGAUGGUUAAUACGAAAACCAAGCAUCCUUACAAACUACUUUCACACGAUAGUGGUAUCGAAAGUGUUGGGAAAUUUGAUAGCUCCCACAACAAGGAUGCAUCGCGUUCAAUAUCAUCCGUGUCAUCCGCAUCGUCAUCAGAAUCUGCUCAUAGUUCGUCAUCAUCAUCGGUUGGGCUUAAUGGGGAAGAAUCCUCUAAAAUUAGACCUGAUAAAACCAAAGCUGAUAAUGUGUCGCCUAAGGCGUGCUAUGAUGCUUCCAAAGAUGCUACCAAAUCCACCGGAAUUAACACAGUGGCCGCAGCCAAGAAGAAAGAAAGCCUGAACUUGGACAAAAUCGACACAGUUCCUAAUACUAGUAGCGGUUAUGCUAAAUGUAAUAAUGGCACCACCACCACCAAACCAUCUCACUCAAUUAACACCAAUGCUUCCGGUCUUAAAACAAAAAAAUCGGCUUUCAUCACUGUGGACCAACGAGUACAGCAACAAUACGGACAGCAACGUAUCUCGAAACAGAUUCCACCAGUGAACUCAACAGAUGAGCCAGCUAUCGAUCCAAGACUCAUUAAUAAAAAGGAUGGUCUCGAGGAUUGCAUGUAUUAUUUGGAUGAGUUCGGUAGUCCUAAGCUACGCUCUAAAUAUCUCCAUAAGAAGAUGAAGGAGCUACGACGAAAUGGGGAUGGUGGUGGCCGUGAUGCUGAUGAAAAGAUGUCAGUUCGACGGAAAAAGGAGAAAAAUGAAAAAAUCAAGAAGACUGAUGACUGUGAUAUACAUAGUAAUAAUAGUAAUCGCAAUAAUGAUAGUAAUAAGGAUAGUAGUAGGACACUGGAUGAUGGGCAAGGAUGUGUAAAUUGGAGUAAAUUACGUCGGAAAUUCAAAAAUGCUUUAAGUAAAGAUGGAUCGAAAAUAACGACAGUGGUUGCCACACCAGGCCAAGGAACAGAUCGAGUACAAGAAGUAUCUUAUACAGACACAAAAAUUAUCGGAAAUGGCAGUUUUGGUGUUGUGUUUCAAGCAAGACUAUGCGAUACUGGUGAAAUGGUCGCGAUUAAAAAAGUUUUACAGGACAGACGAUUUAAGAACCGAGAACUCCAAAUUAUGAGAAAGCUAGAACAUUGUAAUAUUGUUAAAUUGAAAUAUUUUUUUUAUUCGAGUGGUGAACAGCAUGCUGCCAACAACCCUUUUGACGUGGGUGUUUUCGCUAGACCUCUACAACCUCAGAGAGACGAAGUAUUUUUGAAUUUAGUACUCGAAUAUAUACCAGAAACUGUAUACAAAGUCGCACGUCAGUAUGCUAAAACUAAACAGACGAUACCAAUUAAUUUUAUCAGGCUCUAUAUGUAUCAAUUAUUCAGAAGUUUGGCAUACAUACAUUCAAUGGGUAUCUGUCAUCGUGAUAUUAAGCCACAAAAUUUGCUUUUGGAUCCUGAAACGGCUGUGCUUAAACUAUGCGAUUUUGGUAGCGCUAAACAAUUACUGCACGGCGAGCCAAAUGUGUCGUAUAUAUGCUCUAGGUAUUAUCGGGCACCAGAACUGAUAUUUGGUGCAAUAAAUUAUACCACAAAAAUAGAUGUGUGGAGUGCUGGUUGUGUACUGGCUGAAUUAUUACUUGGGCAGCCGAUCUUUCCUGGAGAUUCUGGUGUCGAUCAAUUGGUUGAGGUUAUUAAAGUUUUGGGAACACCAACACGUGAACAGAUUCGAGAAAUGAAUCCAAACUACACGGAAUUCAAAUUUCCACAAAUUAAAAGUCAUCCAUGGCAAAAGGUAUUUCGUACACGAACACCACCAGAAGCUAUUAAUCUAGUUUCGCGAUUGUUGGAAUAUACGCCAAGUGCAAGAAUUACACCACUGCAAGCAUGCGCACAUCCAUUCUUCAAUGAAUUGCGUGAAGAAGUUCAAACGCUGCCGAAUGGAAAGCCAUUUCCUCCACUAUUCAAUUUUACAGAACACGAACUCUCAAUACAGCCAAGUCUGAUUCGACAAUUAUUGCCACGUUCACAACGGCAGCAACAAGAAAGCAACGAUGUAUCGUCAAAUCCAGCAGCCGGUGGAGCUGCCGGAUCUAAUCUAGCUGGUGGCAAUACGUCGAGUGGUUCAGCAACACCUGCCCAAACUGGAGGUGCAGCACCACAAUCUGGCACAGGAAGUCAGUCAUCGCUUGGAGCGAACGCUGCACCAGGUACAGCUCAGACGGCUGCAAAUGCAUCAAGUGGUGGUAGUGGCGCAGUACAAACAGAUGCAGGAGCAAGCCAAACAGCAGCGGGCGGUACACAAAUACAGACAACGUCAACGAUGGGUUAGCCAAUGUCAACAUUAUCUAAUACGACUAAUAAAAACAUAGCCUCAGCUAUCAUAACGAUGUUAUUAGAGGAAACUCCAAUAAAAUUAUUAAGAUUAUUAUUAAACAUGAUAACGAUAAAUCAAAAAAGAAGAAACCAUAACAUCAACCACAUCCGCCAACACAGCUUCAUGACUGUUACAAGAGCAAGAACAACAGCCACCACCACCACCACUUUAAUCAUCAUAAUCCUAGAUCGUCACCAAUCUUUCUUCUGUCUACUACUUCUAUCGCAAAACUUCUUUAACAUAAAUUUAAGUAACUGUACAAACAAAUAACACGUACGUGCAGCGAAUAUUUAUAAAAAAGAGAAUAAAAAUGAAUAAAAAACAAAAUAUUAUAAAAGUAAAAAAUAGCUACAGACCAAUAUUUAAAAAAAGGAAGUAGAUAAUUGAUCCUGAAAAAUACUAUACAUAUGGGCGGCAUGCAUCUACACGCGCAUGCGGAUAUGCAUGGCUGCACUAUGCUGCGCUGUUACAGCAAUUGUUUCUUUCGUCAAAUACAUAGAAAUUAAUAAAAGGUGUUUUAAUUAAGCGAAAUAUAAAAGUAGUAAUAAAUUUUCGAUUGAUUCCGAUCUUCAUGGUUUGUUUUUGCUACAAUUACACGUGAGAACAUCAACAUAACUCGGAUUGUAUAGCACGUAGAGUAGAAUUGAAUAAAAUUACAUAAAAUGCAUGUUACGUUCACCACCGUGCGACAGCAGUUAAGUAGUGAGAGAUAGUUGCAACUCAAUCCAGAAGAUGAAAGAAACUUAUUAUUCUCCCAGGACUUUCGCAUGUGUAAAGUAUAGAUUAUGUAGGAAAAGAGGUAUUUUGAUGUGACACCAACACUAUUCACUCGUAUAAAUAGGCAGAGGUUUGGAAACAUGUACGUCGACUCAUGUAUCUUUAUCUCGAAUUGUGUUUUUAGUUGGAUUUAGCUUAGAGGAUUUUUUCAGUCUCGAUACACGCUAGAAUGAUUCAGAAUAUUUCAGCGACACAGGAGCUCUUUCAUUUUCUGAUAAGUUUCGGUGAUUGUUAUCCACACAAUUUUGUGUUAUUAAUUAUAGUCAACCGUGGCACAAAACUGUUUUCUACUUUUUAUGUUUACAUUGUGACUCUUCUUGAUAUGCACGUGGAGGUUGUCCAGUUCAUCAAUCUACGUGAAACUGGUCAGUAGCAAUUCUUGCUGACUGUUUAGUUAGACAAGUUCUCGUUAGCUAUGCUCAUAAAUCGACAGCAAUAAACAACGCCGUGUUGAUGCACAGUUGGUUUCGUUCUAGGAAGUUUAUGGAGCAGAGUACAAUUUUUUAAGAAUCGUCCGAUGUUUUGUUGAUUUACUGCACAGGUCAAAUGAUGAACAUACUAUUUGCCUAUUCUCACGUUCGAUUUCGUCUUCCUCUAACGCUCAAAGCUGCUUGUCUAUGGUUUUCACAGAAAUGUAAAUUAGUUGGUGAUAAUCCCACUGAAUUGAUUACAUAUAUCUGAGAUGAGUAGCUCACGUUGAUUGGCUGCAAUUAAAAAGUGUGACUGGUGCGAUCAAGCUUCCGACAUAUCAAUCGAUUGAUUCUAUCCGAACUCACACAAAAUACUAUCUCUAAAUGAAUACCUUUAUAUUGUGAUGGCAAGUUGGCAUCGUAUACUUUGCUAAUAUGGAUCCAUUUCUUAGGCCGAAAUAGUUAUGAUGCACUUAUUGCGCUCUAAAUACUGUAUCUAAUGUUCAGUGAGAUCUCGACCCGCUCUUGAGACAAAGGAAUUUAGUUGUUUUAUGUUGAAUAAUGAACAGUUUCAUUUCUUCCACAAUCAAAUGGACACACCCCUUCGAAGAGUUUAUUCAUUAUUUUGCGAAAAAUUCAUGUUACACUUGGCAAACUUGUACAAUGCAUGACAGUGAGAGAGAAAGAGAGGUAGGUGAUGGAUCGAUGGAUGAACGUUUAAAAUAAUCUGCAUAUUCGGUAAGGUGAACACAAAACUUACUAUAAACAUCCCCAAUAGAUUAUCCUUCAACGUUGACGCGAAACAUUUAUACUUAUAAAGCAAAUAUAUCAAAUUUAAAAAUACACAAGUAAAUAGCUGUUUUUCUAGCUUAAGAUAAACAGGAAUCUGCAAAAAAUUGAAUUAUUAUUAUUGAUUACGAUAAAUUAUAUCAAGAUCAAACCUGCAUGGCACACAGUCACGGAUUGCUCCCUUCCCCCGAUUAUUGUUGUCUAAAUGAAUUUCAAAUAAGCCCAAUAAGCACAUUCACGAUCGUAUUAAAUACAACAGACAAACUACUGCUACAUUUACACGUAAAAUACACUCGAUACACUAAAUUUAACUUGAAUGUACUUUUGAAAUUAGUAUUCUUAAAGAACAAGGAUUAAAACAAACAAGCCAGACAAAUGGCACUUCAUUCUUACUUGCAAAAAAAAUUACGUACGUGCUCCACGCGGGCGUAUGUAUAUAUCAGUUGUUCAUUAUUCUUUUCGAUUAACAAAAUCUAAUGUUUAGAAUAAAAACAAAAAUUGCUUUGCCUUCGUUUUGUUAAAAACAAUUUUUCGUAUAUAUUUCAUGAAUAAUAUGAGGAAACAAAUGAGCUAAUAUUAUGCAUUGUAAAAUAUAUAAAAAUCAUUUAAAACCAUUUUAUAGUAAAAGCAAAACUUAAAAUAUUUAUAGAAAACAAAUAAUGUUGAAAAAAGAUAAAAAAAAAAGAAAUGGAAAUUUUCUAGUGCAUGUGCUAAGAACAUAUUAUUAAAAAAACAAUUCUACGUGAGGAAUACGAUAAUGGAUAACAACUCAAAGCAGAUUACAAGGGAAAGUUAGGAUGUAAAUACUUGGCUUUCUUUUAGCAAGAAAAAAGUCAGUUUAAGAAAGCUAUCGAUCGUUUUUGUUUUUAAUAAAACUUGUAAGAAAUGUCUUUGUGUUUUUAGCGAGCGACUGUGUCAGAGAACUAUCUCUAAAUCAUGUAGGGGCAUGAUGGAUGUCUUACCAAUUCUAAACUUUACUUUUAUAGGGUUUUAUAGGGAAAUUUGCAAUAUACUACUUUCUGAUUCAAACUUGUCAACAGUGAAAGUUCAUGUAAUUCUGCAACUGGUGCAAUUAUUGCCUAUCCACGUUUAUUAAUGAUUAUUACCACAUUUUAGUUUAUAUUGCGAAAGAUAAGUUCUUGCAAUAAUCUCUUUACGGAUUAAUCUUGAAUUGGUUGUUGUCACUUGCAGUCUGAGUGAUUUUCGUAUUGUUUUUGAUCAUGAAAGGAGAUACAAAGUGUGAUGAAUGUUUCUUUGUUAUAACAAAAUAAAUCCAUUGCCAGUGACUCAGUGGCAAGAUUUCAGGCAUUCUAUAUAGGUAACUUAUAGCUUCUAGACCUUGGAAUACUUUGAAGGGAAUUAUACAAAUGUUACUUGCUCUAUGUGGUAAGCUAGUCUUGAAAGUGUAAAACUAGUUGCAGAUAAGCUCAAUAAUCAGAUUCCUUGCUUAAAUGACUUCAAGUCCUCCACGUACUGCUGAAUAUCUACAAGUUUUCGACAGGGUAGUUUUUCGUAACUGUGCACCAGAGACCCAUAAAACGUCAAUUAUGAAUCCAAUAAAGCUUCAUUAUAUUGUUCCACCCAGCAACAAUUCAAAAUUGCUAGAACCACUCCUUUUGUCGCACUUAACGCUUUGCGUAGUUUAGUAAUCACCAAACUUCUCUGAAAGAAAACUUUCUUAGACUGACCGAACGCCACAUAAAAUUUAUUAUAUGUAAAAAGUAGAAAAAAAUUAAUCUAUUCAAUGAUUUAAGUGGAAAACAUCGUAGAUGCGUCACCGUUUCGUCAUGUUAUUUAUUAAAAACAGUGAAGCAAAAUAUAAAAUUAAGCUACAUGGAGUAAGUAAGAAAUGAAAUGAAUAUGAAAAUAUAUGAAAUGUACUUGUAAUUUUAGUUCUUCGGUUUAUCGUCGUCGCAAGUUUCAAGGACUCAUCUUUAUCCUUUCAUUCUUAUUACGUUUGAAAGUUUAUGUUCUCUAUUCCUGGUUUCUCCCCAUGCAAUUUAAAUUCUAAUAAUCAUUAUAUAUUAAAAGUGUAGAUUGUGUAUAACAAAGAAGAGAUUUAUGGAUAAUUUAUAUGAAAACGAAAAGCAAAUUUAUAUUUACAGUAUAACUAACGCUAAUACUAUAUUUUUAAUUAAUAUCAAGUCUACUAUAGUGGCAAAAACAAGAAAAAAAAUAAAACAAAUAAAAUUAUGUUUAAUUACGAAACAUAUAUAAAAAAUAAAAUGCGAAAAAAAUGAAAGCAAACUGAAUAAAUUUAAAAAGCCCUAUAUAUAAAUAAAAUAUGUUUAAAGAUAAUUUAAAGUAUGAAAACAACAAUAUUCAUAGAUGCAAAGGAUCAACUCUGUAAAAUAUACAUACAACAGGUAAGAAAUUGGUUAACUAAACAAGUACAUAUACGUUUAAAAAACAAACUUAAUGAAGAGGAAAGCAAAAAAAAAUCGAUAAAGAUCAUGAAUUAUGUAUCGUAAUAGUUAUUGGGUAAAAAAUAAAAUUUUAUGUUUAAGUAAGCAAAUGUAUUAAUAAAGAAGAAUACAAACACCUAUUAUAAUAAAUAUAAACAUCCUCACAAAACAGCCGCAACAAUAUAAUGCAAUGUGUUUCGCAAGCUAAUUGUAUAAAAAUGAACACAUUCAGUAAGAAUCCUUUUACUUUAUCAUUUCUACUUUGUUUCCUUGUUUUCGUCUACAUGAUUUCAACAAUAUCGCUUAAUUUUAAGCAGAGAAUGUAUUUAAUAUUAAAAAUGCUAAAUAAUAAAGAAACUAUGGCAGAGAGAAUGGAAAUGAGCAUCGUAAGCAUAAGUUUUUAUUUUGAAAAAUCACAUAUUCAUCUAAGUUCUCUUAAAAUAUUGAUUUUUCACAUCUCCAUCUCCAUAUUAUUGAGAACAAUAAUCAUGUCGUUUAUAUAUAUAUAUUUUAUUUAAAUAUAUUUAACGUUUAAAACUACGUAAAUUGCUAUGAUUUGUUCUCUGAAGUUUAUGUUAGUUUAAAUUUACAUUCGUAGGCACGAAAAAGGCAAAAGGUAAUCAGUGAGUUGGUAAUACUUCUUUCAGAAAGGUAUGUAAUUUAAAAAAAACGGAACGCUGAAAAUUAAUUAAGUAAAAAUAUUAAUAUGAAAUAUUUUUAUUAAAAAAAUAUUAAAAAA
Molecule: messenger RNA, 8406 nt
Organism: Hermetia illucens (black soldier fly)
Lineage: Eukaryota; Metazoa; Arthropoda; Insecta; Diptera; Stratiomyidae
Product: protein kinase shaggy-like
Exons: 11
Coding region: 701-3241 (846 amino acids)
Biological process (GO): protein phosphorylation; negative regulation of canonical Wnt signaling pathway; signal transduction
Cellular component (GO): cytosol; cytoplasm; nucleus
Molecular function (GO): ATP binding; protein serine/threonine kinase activity
Source: RefSeq, a predicted model, not a curated record